AUCCACCGGGCGGGACGCCACAGCAAGCCAGGCCCGAAAGGCUGCGGAGUGCGCGGGCUGCUCGGUAUCCUGCGCGCUCUACACUCCUCCUCUUCCUCUUCCUUGGCUGCCCACCCCCAAGUUCCGACUCGCUUUUUCACCUUGGAAAAGCCUAGGGAGGGGGUUAGGAGCAGCCGCGCCCCCCUCCCUGCUGCCGCCACCCCCUGCUUUUUCGGCUCCGUUCCCCGCCGCGUGCGCCUGGGCUGUGCGCCCCGGCAGGCCCCAGCCAUGUCGAUGCUGCCGUCGUUUGGUUUUACGCAGGAGCAAGUGGCGUGCGUGUGCGAGGUUCUGCAGCAGGGCGGGAACCUGGAGCGCCUGGGUAGGUUCUUAUGGUCGCUGCCUGCCUGCGACCACCUGCACAAGAACGAGAGCGUGCUCAAGGCCAAGGCGGUGGUCGCCUUCCACCGCGGCAACUUCCGCGAGCUCUACAAGAUCCUGGAGAGCCACCAGUUCUCGCCUCACAACCACCCCAAACUGCAGCAACUGUGGCUGAAGGCGCACUACGUGGAGGCGGAGAAGCUGCGCGGCCGACCCCUGGGCGCCGUGGGCAAAUAUCGGGUGCGUCGAAAAUUCCCGCUGCCGCGCACUAUCUGGGACGGCGAGGAGACCAGCUAUUGCUUCAAGGAGAAGUCGCGGGGCGUGCUGCGGGAGUGGUACGCACACAAUCCCUACCCCUCGCCCCGUGAGAAGCGGGAGCUGGCCGAGGCCACCGGCCUCACCACCACCCAGGUCAGCAACUGGUUUAAGAACCGGAGGCAAAGAGACCGGGCCGCCGAGGCCAAGGAAAGGGAGAACACUGAAAACAAUAACUCCUCCUCCAACAAGCAAAAUCAACUCUCUCCUCUGGAAGGGGGCAAGCCGCUCAUGUCCAGCUCAGAAGAGGAAUUCUCACCUCCCCAAAGUCCAGACCAGAACUCGGUCCUUCUGCUGCAGAGCAAUAUGGGCCACGCCAGAAGCUCAAACUAUUCUCUCCCAGGCUUAACAGCCACGCAGCCCAGCCAUGGCCUGCAGGCCCACCAGCAUCAGCUCCAGGACUCUCUGCUUGGCCCCCUCACCUCCAGUCUGGUGGACUUGGGGUCCUAAGUGGGGAGGGACUGGGGCCUUGAAGGGAUGGUUGGAGCAGCAACCAACUGCAGUGACUAGGGACACUUGUAAAUAGAAAUGAGGAACAUUUUUUGCAGCUUGUUUCUGGGGUUCUUUGCGCAUAAGGAAUGGUGGACUUUCACAAAUAUCUUUUUAAAAAUCAAAAACAAAAGCGAUCUCAAGCUUAGUCCUGCUCUUCUCUCCGACUCUUUCCACUUUUGCACUUCCCCUCUCAGUGCAGAGAUCAGGAAAAACAAAAACAAAAAAACCCAAACAAACAAAAGCACCCAGUCACCCAGUCUCAGUUCUUGUUUGAAUGCUCCUGCUUCAAUAGCCUUUCUUUUUUUCAAUGAAUGGGAAUUACAAAUCAACUGGAUUUUAAUUAUUUUCUUUUAAUUUAUUUAUGGAGAAAUGUAUUGGGAAGAGGAAAAGGAAAUGAAGAGAAAGAGAGAGAGAGAAAGACAGAUCAAAAUAGUGAAAAUAAGAGUCUCCAGCCUGGGAGAAACUGGUUGCAUUUUUAAGGUGAAUAGGAAAAUAUAAUCUUUUUUUGAUGGGAAAAAUCAAGUUUACAUUUUUCAUAUUUAGUGUUAAACAAUUUUAUGUAGAUUAAAAUGGAAUAACAGUAUUAGGGGGAAAAAAAGAAGUGCCUAAAUGUCUUAAUGCUCUUUAUGUGAGGCAGUUAGAAAUAGAAGUGACCAUUAGUAAUACAACUAUUUUCGUCAAAUUUAGUGGGUUUUUUUUGGUUGUUGUUUGUUUUCUUGGGUUUUUUUUUAAAUGACAAACUCUAAAAAUGUACCAAUGUGAAAAAACACUUUCCUGAAUGCCAUUACUUCUCAUGUCCUCAGAGCUUUCCUAUCUGUAGUCUAUUCCUGUUAAAGGUUUCUCCUGUUCCUAGUUUCUAGCUUGCAAAAGUAUGCCGACAAAUCUGGCAACCUGGUAUUUGUUACUAAAACAGCAUGUGUUUUCAGGUUUCUUUUUCUAUUGUACCUAAACCAGUCUAAAUUAAAACUUAGUAGAACACCGGGA
Messenger RNA from Galeopterus variegatus (Sunda flying lemur), 2148 nucleotides. It is a transcript of the gene SIX1, whose product is annotated as SIX homeobox 1. Gene Ontology annotation, molecular function: RNA polymerase II cis-regulatory region sequence-specific DNA binding; DNA-binding transcription factor activity, RNA polymerase II-specific. Gene Ontology annotation, cellular component: nucleus; transcription regulator complex. Gene Ontology annotation, biological process: regulation of transcription by RNA polymerase II. The record is from RefSeq and is a predicted model, not a curated record. The transcript has 2 exons. NCBI's taxonomy places the organism in Eukaryota, Metazoa, Chordata, Mammalia, Dermoptera, Cynocephalidae. The coding region runs from base 268 to 1122 and encodes 284 amino acids.